Encephalitozoon hellem ATCC 50504 is the source of this 1188-nucleotide messenger RNA. RefSeq names its product CDP-alcohol phosphatidyltransferase. Gene Ontology annotation, cellular component: membrane. The record is from RefSeq and is a predicted model, not a curated record. Gene Ontology annotation, biological process: phospholipid biosynthetic process. Gene Ontology annotation, molecular function: phosphotransferase activity, for other substituted phosphate groups. NCBI's taxonomy places the organism in Eukaryota, Fungi, Microsporidia, Unikaryonidae. The transcript has a single exon. The coding region runs from base 1 to 1188 and encodes 395 amino acids.
AUGCUUGGAAAACGAUUCUUCAAAAUGGAGCUAGGCCCAAGCGAGAUCUCAAGCCUAAGGAAGCACAGGUUCAUCGGAACAGACAACUCCAUCCUCUCAAAAUACGUAAUCCAUCACUACAUAAAGUGGAUGAUACAAAAAGUACCAGAAACAGUGGCACCAAACACACUGACUCUCUGCGGAUUUAUUGCAAUGAUCAUAAGUCUGUGCUUGACAUUGUUGUUUGAUCCAUACCUGAGCAAUCCCCCGCGUUUUCUUUCUCUCGCUAACUUUCUCUUGAUGUUUGUGUAUUUUACAUGUGACAAUCUGGAUGGAGCCCAAGCUAGAAGAACAGGAUCCGGAACGCCGCUAGGCCAACUUUUUGAUCAUGGGGUGGACUCGUGCUGUGCUCUGAUCACAAGCAUAACGCUUUCAUCUACUUUUGGGUUUGGACUAUCACAGAAGUUCCUAAUACUUGCACUGGCCAUUAUGACCCAAUUCUAUCUUGCUGGAGUUGAGGAGAAAUUCACCGGGCAUUUCGUUCUGGGAAAAAUCAGCGGGGCCUCAGAGGGAGUAGCAUUUGCUUUGAUAUCACACUUGACCACCUUUGCAUGUGGAAAGGGGUUCUUCCAUUAUGUCUUCUCAGACGAGUUUCUCUGGCCUGUCAAGAAGUUCUACUCCUCAAUACUAGGAACAAGCAAUUUUAGUGCAGUUUCAGCAGUCAUUGCAACGUCUCUGGUGCUCAACACCGCAUUAACUCUGAUAUCAAUAGAGUCCAAGACAAACCCACCAAAGAGAUUUUUGCUAUACUCGACAUUCCUAAGGAUCAUGUCCUUUACUACCUCGUUUGUCAUUCUGUAUAACACCCUCACAACAGAAAAGCUGUGGGUGCAGUAUCUAAACAUCCUGAUGUUUGGGCAGAUAUUCUCGAUAAGUUAUGUGAACGAGGUGUGCUCUUACAUAAUCAAGAAAGACCUCUUCCUAUUCACCCCGGUAUAUCUGAUGUAUCUUGUAAUUUCUGCCAUUUUGCAACUGAAGCACUUCAGGGAGUUCAAGAGGCCUCUUAUAGGCGCUUGUUUUGUUUUUACUUCUAUAUACUAUGUUCUGGUGAUGUCAAGAGUGAUACUCGCAUUCAAGGAGGCAUUGGGGAUUAGUUUCUUAUCGAUUGUAAAAGAUACAAGGAAGCUUGCCAGGCAGAAUCCAUAUUAA